This is a messenger RNA of Gadus morhua (Atlantic cod), 1773 nucleotides long. It is a transcript of the gene mettl21a, whose product is annotated as methyltransferase 21A, HSPA lysine. The record is from RefSeq and is a predicted model, not a curated record. The transcript has 3 exons. Bases 303 to 1169 code for a protein of 288 amino acids. Lineage: Eukaryota; Metazoa; Chordata; Actinopteri; Gadiformes; Gadidae. Gene Ontology annotation, cellular component: cytosol; protein-containing complex.
GAACUUAAUUACUUAAUGACUUAAUGACUUAAUUACCAAGCGUUGGGAGCAGUGUGAGGAAACAAUAAGAAAAUACCGUGGUCAAGUUACUUUACGGUUAAGAAAAUGUAAGAAGAUUUAAACUUUCAAAGAAAAACUGUGAUUUUUAUCACCAAACGAAUUUAAGAUUCAUGAAAGUUAAAAAAUCGCAUUGGUUUAGUCGUUAGAUCAGUAUAAUCCAUUUCAAAUAAACAAAUAAAAGCAUAUUUGUUAAAAAGGUUUACAAAUUAAAUAGCCAAUUAGCUUAGGACAUUAUCCGGCCAAUGGUUGCGCAGGGUCCGUCCCGCGGGGUUAUCCGGCGGUCGCUCGACCCUCCCGGCCGAUGGGGGCCGGUAAUACACCGUGGAGUGGAUUCGAACCCACAACCACAGGAAGAAGAAGAAGGUGACGCGUCAGGAGGAAGGAGCAACAUGGCGCUGGUUCCGUACACAGAGAACGCUCUGCCAGCGCUGGCAAAGCUGCACAACUCAACCGCAACCUUUCACCUGGCGGGCCGCGAAGUCCUCCUGAACCAGGACUGGAGGAAGUCCGGGGUGGCGGCGGUCGUCUGGGACGCAGUGAGUUAUACACGUGUGGGCGGUGGUGCUGGCCCUGUACCUGGAGCUGGCCCCGGUGGAGCUCAGGGGCCGCCCGGUCAUCGAGCUAGGCGCGGGGACGGGGCUGGUGGGCAUCGUGGCCGCUCUGCUCGGAGCCCGGGUCACCAUCACAGACCGGGAGCCCGCCCUGGAGCUGCUCUCGGCCAACGUGCGGGCCAACGUCCCGGCGGACCUCCGGCCGGGCUCGGCGGAGGUCUCGGAGCUGAGCUGGGGCUCGGGCCUGGAGCGCUACCCCGCCGGGGGCUUCGACCUGGUGCUGGGCGCCGACAUCGUGUACCUGGAGGACACGUUCCCGGCGCUGCUCGCCACGCUGGACCACCUGUGCUCCGACACCACGGCGGUCCUGCUGGCCUGCAAGAUCCGCUACGAGCGCGACUCCCGCUUCCUGGAGCUGCUGAGGGAGCGCUUCUCCGUGGAGGAGGUCCACUUCGACCGGCAGCGCGACAUCCACGUGUACCGCGCCGUGAAGCGGGCGCCGAGGGCGGAGCUAUGAGCGCGGACCUCCGGGGACGACGCCGUCGGGACCCGCCUUGACGGGGGGGGGGGGGGGGGGGGGGACACAUUUCGUGGAGGUACGCCACAGCCGCUGGAUCCAGAUGGAUUAUUACCAGCGACGCGAUUCCCAAAAGAGGUGUUUGCUCAUGGGCAUGGCUGGAGUCGAACCCCGGACCCCCGGACGCACUGGGUCCAGACUUUAACCCGGGUUCUGUUCUACACAUGCGCAGACGAGCGGUACCAGAAACACAUUUAUUAACAGCUGCCAGAAAUGUAAUAUUUAGAGGAAGUCCUCUAGUGACUACUUUUCAUUUAGGGUUUGGUGCUGACAUAUAGAAAUACAUCGUAUACAAAAUCAAUGAAAAUGGCAUUUGGCAAAAUAAUAAAAAAAAGCUUGCUAUGUCGGAUGACUAUAUGUAAUAUCGAAAGAAUACACCGUGGCGACGUCGCUCCCAAAGCCGUUUGUUCUGUGUUCCGUGUCUCGUGGUUUUCCCGCCUUUUUUUCUUUUUACUUUACAGAAUCGUUGGCGUCCAUUUUGUCCAGCGUCACACCUCCUCCCGCUCCGAUUCAGAAACCAGGGCAACGGUUUGGGUUCCAGUUUGGUUUUAAACGGGUGAUUCGAAAAUAAAAAGGUCAACUUUA